Molecule: messenger RNA, 4624 nt
Organism: Pygocentrus nattereri (red-bellied piranha)
Lineage: Eukaryota; Metazoa; Chordata; Actinopteri; Characiformes; Serrasalmidae
Gene: neto2b
Product: neuropilin (NRP) and tolloid (TLL)-like 2b
Exons: 10
Coding region: 261-1925 (554 amino acids)
Molecular function (GO): protein binding
Source: RefSeq, a predicted model, not a curated record
CCGUCUGCUGACGAGGAGCCCAUCACUGCUGUGCGAACACGGCUCUGGAAACUUCUCGUCCAUAUUCAGGAUGCUUCACUAGGAGGUUUGGGUUUAGGUGUUUUUGGAGAUGGAUUAUCGUUCGAAUUUUUUAUUCGCAGAAUUUCGACGUGCUGUGAGAAAACUACAGCAGCUUUUUGCAGCUGAAAUGUAAACAGCUGUUUUCCCUAAAGGACAACAGCAAGAGGUCAAGAGGUGGCAUUCUUGGACACGUGGUGGAGAUGCAGGCAGUUUGGGUUCUGAUCAUCUUGGUAGAGGAAGGUUUUGCAUUGGCUCAGAAUGAUAAAGCAUUGUCUCAGAAUGUGGCUGAAGCAAGCAGGCGGUCUCACUGUGGAACAUGGACACGUGAUAGUAACGGCGGAACAUUCAGCUCCCCAAACUACCCCAACACCUACCCGCCUAACAAAGAGUGUGUGUACGUCCUUGAGGCAUUGCCACGGAAGAGAGUCCAGUUGGUGUUUGAUGAGAAUUAUUAUAUCGAGCCAUCCUUUGAGUGUCGAUUUGACAACAUUGAGAUCCGUGAUGGACCAUUUGGUUUCUCUCCACUGAUAAACCGUUUCUGCGGAUCUCAGAGCCCAGGAGUGGUCACCUCCACAGGGCGCUUCAUGUGGAUCAAAUUCACCAGUGAUGAGGAGCUAGAGGGAUUGGGCUUUCGAGUGGAUUACACAUUUCCUAUAGAUCCCGACUUUCAUCUCCAUAUAGGAGGACUGUUAAAUCCCAUUCCAGAUUGCCAGUUUGAGCUAACUGGUCCUGAUGGCUUGAUCAGAUCCAGUCAGGUGGAAGAGGAGAAUAAAGUGAAAUCUGAUGAAGCUGUGGACUGCAUCUGGACCAUCCGAGCUCCACCUAACAACAGGAUCUUCCUUCGUUUCCUGGAAUACCAGUUAGAGAAUUCCAACGAGUGUAAGAAGAACUUUGUUGCGGUGUACGAUGGCAGCAAUGCAAUUGAGGACUUGAAGGCCAAGUUCUGCAGCACUGUUGCUAAUGACCUCACACUUGAAAACGACGUGGGGGUGGUCAGAAUGUGGGCUGAUGAGACGAGCAGACUAAGCAGAUUCCGCAUGCUCUUCACCUCCUUUGCUGACCCUCCAUGUGUGUCCAACACCUUCUUCUGCGACACCAACAUGUGUAUCAACCAGACUCUGGUGUGUAAUGGCAUUCAGAAUUGUGUCUUCCCCUGGGAUGAAAACAACUGUAAAGAAACAAAAAGUAAAGGCAUUUUCAUGCAGAUGAGUAAGACUCACAGCACAGUGAUUGCCGUGUCCACCGGUGUGGUUCUUCUUCUGCUUAUCCUGUCUGUGAUGGUGCAGAUGAAACAGCCCAGAAAGAAGGUGUUGGCACGUAAAAAUCUGUUCAGUGCUGCGGAGCUGCAGGAAGUCCUGGAGCCUCCUCAUUACGAGCUCUUCUCCCUGCGCGAGCGGGAGGUGCCAGACGAGCUGGCAAAGCUGUCUGAGGAGUUGGAGAGUUUUCAGAAACUCCGUCGCUCCUCCUCUGCAUCACGCUGCAUCCAUGAGCAUCACUGCGGUGCCCCUGGCAGCGCAGCCCCUGUCACUAUGGCAACCAGAGUGCAACACUUUUCCCAGGGCUCAGAUGACCUGCCUGUGGUUCAGGGCGUCCGAGGCUUCAGCAACUUUGCCACCCGGAGGAGCAGCCACGGUCCUCACACACACUCACUCCCCCACGCUGCACACACACACACGCACAGCAUGCAGAGCCUGCGGGAUGCGCUGGAGGGUGGAGCAUAUGGGCUGGAGGAGCGGGUGAUGGAGGAGAUCGGCUGCAGAGAGGUCUUCAGCCGUGGAGAGAUGUUUGGCCAUGGCGGCAACAUUGCCAUGGCACGUAGCCAUGGCAACCCCGUCCAGCAGCGAUCACUUUCCAUGGACUUUUGAACAGACUGGCAGACAGCAGAUACCUGUUUAUGGACACUAAGAACUCAAGAGCAUCAAACUCACAGGGACCACUGCAAUGGACCUCUGGAAAACAUUAAUUCCUUUCAAACUUAGGAUUCUGUUCAUUCAGGGUGCCAGCUCUUGAGGAGCGUCAUCCAGUCCAUGUUUUAGUUUUACUCUCAACACAUUUUGGACUGAAUUAAUUCACCUAUCCGUGCACUGAGCUAUCCAUGCUCGCUGUCAGAACAAAACAACAGAACCUUGUAUCUCCAAAAUGGUAUCUGUAAAGGAGAAAGAAAAGCUUUAUUAAUGUUUACUGUAAGUUAAUGCAUUAAAUAUGUGUUCUAAGUAAAUUUGCACUUAUAGGUUUAUUAAUUAUAAAGUUUUGACGCAGUGUAAUGCAGCCUAAUUUUGAUGACCAGCAACAUAGUGCAGCUUAGUAGUAUAGCAUUAUAAAUUGGAAAAUCAGUAUUACAAAUUUAUACUCCAACCCAAAUACAUUGGGUUGAAUGGACUUUUUGCCAAUGUUCUGUCAAGCUUGCACAACCUUGUAGCAGUUGUUACAAAAUAACACAUUUGUGAGUGGUGCAUGGAUUGGUCAGUUAGCUCAAAGGAGGUGGUAGCUGGUACUGGAUGAAAAUAUGGAUUUGCUGGUGAUUUUGAAAGACCACUGAUUCAGCAGCUUCUGCUGUGAGCCUGUGUUGGAGGCGACCAGCCCCUUAAACUGUUUUGCUGUUCUGUAUAACUAUACUUUUGUGUUUAUCUUAUUUUAUGCAUUUCUAACUAAUCUCCUAACUUCUCCAUAUGACCAAUAUUGAUUGUAGAUACCAUGUGACUACUAUUGAAUCCCCUUUGUUUUUUCCUUCACCAUCAAGAUGUAGAUUGAGACACAAGGUGAACUGUGCUUUCUUAGAUUGUUUGACAUUUCUGUGCUCAGCAAUUCUUUAGAAUUUUUAGUACAUGGUCACUGGAAUGAUACCAAGGUAUGCUGAAAAUUACUUUAGCUCUUAAGUCUCUUCAAGUGUGAUAAAGAAAUCUUUAGCUCCAUAAUCAGGGGUCAGCACUCUUCCAGUGGACUGUAAGUAUUGUUUUGAUUGACAGCUACUGUUUUUAGCUACGCUAACAUACUUUUGUCAAUGUUUAUAGAUAGCAAUGUGUCAUACAGUGUCAGAAAACACAGUCAAGUCUAUUUGACAUUACUGAACAACUCCACUCGAUUUGAGACAACUUAGAUAUGCAGUUAAGCGCCAUGUUAAUUAGUGGAGUAUAAGCUUCCAGUAUUGGUUAGCUACAUUAGCAUCGCAAGUCCAGUGCUAAAACUAAAGAAGCAAACCUGAGGACACCAAGCAUAUACGACUAUAUGCAAAAAAAUGUCACAGUGUUCGCAUAAUGAUGGCAACACAAAACUGCACCCAAAGACCAUCUAAUUUUAUACAGCAGUUCAGUAAAAGAAAUGAAAUUUCAGUAAUAAAUAUUCACACUACAGUUCACUUGGAUGACAACACCCAGGUUUACAAGACAGCAGAGAAAAUGAAAGUCUAUAUUUUUUGUUUUAGCCAGCAUCUUUUGCUUGUUAACUAUUAAAUGUAAGGAGGACAUGCUUGUAGUCCAAUACUUGAAGAUAAUAGAAGAAUGGAUGAAAACAUGGUUUACAUUUUUCUUUCCUCCUGUUUAUUGCCAUCAGCAUGUGUUCAGAUUGCUGUUUACUGAAAUUAUGUUGUGUUUUAGUGUUUGAUGUACAUUAGUGGAUGAAUUUAAAAGGGCAUGAUAAAGAAAGGGGUUUAGGUAGCUGACAAAAAGUUACAACAGGGGUUCCCAAUCAGUCCUGGUUCUAAUACCAUACCUGACCCAGACACCGAGGUGCUUGGUUAUUAGUUAUUGAGAUGAAUCAACUGUGUUUGAUGAGACAAAGCACAAAAAAUGUGCAUAAUGUGGGGUCGCCAAGACUGACAUCAGGAACCCCUGAGUUAUAGCAUGCUUUUCUUUUGCACUUCUGAGUUUAGUCAGCCAUUACGAAACAAUGUUUUCUUAUAAAGCAGUUAUUUCUAAUUUGACGUCUUUAUGAUUUUGUCUCUAAUUUGGUGUCUCACUGAUGCGCAGUGUCAUGCUGUGCAGUGCUGCAUGACCUGUAGUUUGUAGUAUGGCAUAUCAUCAUCAUCAUCAUCUUAAUAACACCACAUAUCUCCCAGAUGGUAACUUUCCAGUACAAGGAAACAUGUUCUUAACUUAGGUGUAUGUUAAUGUAGUUUAUUAAAAGUAUUUUUUGAUAUUUUGUGACAAAUGCUUGUUGAUCUAUUUAACAUGAAAUUUUGAUAUGACAUCAACAGUAUUUUAUUGGUUCUGUUCUUUGCCCUCCAAACUUUUGGUGAGACACUGUACGAUUGGGCUACAACACAGCAAGGAAAGCUGGAAUAACAUGAAAAAAGGAAGAUCAGUAAUAAAGAAAUCCAAUGCGCACUCAAAUAAAUGGAAUUACCUUUCUACCAUUGCAUGCUUGUGCUUCAUGAGACUGUUGUUUAAUUUCUAGUCAAAACAUUUAGUACAAAGUAUUCGUUUUUCAGCAUAAGACAGAAAAGUAGAAAACAUUUAACAGAACAGUCUGGGUGGCAUGGAUGUUUGGCGCCUUGUUUUCUCUGUAUCAAUUUUUUGAAUUCCAGCUUUGUUCUGACUUUGCUUAUACAAGGGGAUUAUUGCAUAUA